UCAGCUGAAUGUCUCCUGUGCUGAUUGGCGCGUUUCUUGAUUGUCACGCGUACCGUCCAUUUGCUGCGGCCGUAGUUACUGGGCUUUAACAUCACCUGGUGAUAAAUUAUAAGCAGUUCGAGGUUAAUUAAACCGACUGAAGUGGAAGAGGGACUCUUAAGGAUGUCCCGAGAACAACUGGUUGUACAGCGGGCCAGGAAGUCCUUCCAGACAGGGAAAACCAAACUUCUCGAGCACAGGAUCCACCAUCUGAGGAACUUGCUGCGCUUCGUUACCGAGAGGCGGAAGGAUAUUGCGGAGUCUGUAAAAAAGGACCUCGGCAAGAGUGAACAUGGGACAGAACUGUUUGAGACACUGGGACUGGAGGGUGAGAUCAAGCUGGCCAUCGAUAAGCUGGCAGAGUGGGCAGCUCCUCGGCCAGUGGAGAAGAGCCUCCUGACUAUAUCAGAUGAGGUGUUUGUGCAUCCUGAGCCCCUUGGAGUAGUCCUCAUCAUUGGUGCUUGGAACUAUCCCUGGGCUGUCACCCUGCAGCCACUGGUCGGAGCUAUCGCUGCCGGUAAUGCAGCAGUAAUAAAACCAUCUGAGGUCAGCUGUCACUCUGCUAAGGUCAUGGAGGAGCUUCUCCCUCAGUAUUUAGACAAGGAUCUGUACCCAGUAGUGACAGGUGGUGUGCCAGAAACCCAGGAGCUGCUGAAGCAGAGAUUUGACCAUGUCUUCUACACAGGCAGCAGCACAGUGGGCAAACUGGUGAUGGAAGCUGCAGCUCGCAACCUCACCCCUGUGACCCUGGAGCUGGGAGGGAAGAGCCCCUGCUACAUCGACAAGAACUGUGACAUCACUGUUGCAUGCCGUCGCAUCACAUGGGGAAAGUUUGUCAACUGUGGUCAGACGUGUAUUGCUCCAGACUACAUCCUGUGUGAACCUUCCAUCCGGAGCAGAGUACUGGAGGAGAUCAAGAACUGCAUCAAGGAGUUUUACACAGAUGAUCCAAAGACUUUUCAGGACUAUGGACGCAUCAUCAACAAGCAGCAUUUUAAGAGAAUCAUGGCGCUCAUGGAGGGGAGCGCAGUUGCUAUUGGUGGAGACUCCGAUGAAUCCCAGUGCUAUAUAGCUCCCACUGUGCUGAAGGAUGUUACAGGUGAAUCCAAAGUGAUGAAGGAGGAGAUCUUUGGGCCACUGCUGCCUAUCAUCACAGUGAGCGGUGUGGAGGAGGCCAUCCAGUUUAUUAACGAGAGAGAGAAGGCGCUGGUUAUCUAUGUCUUCUCCCAUGACAACAAGCUUAUCAAAAGAGUAAUAGCUGAGACAUCCAGUGGAGCUCUGCUGGCUAAUGACUGUCUGGUCCACUUCACUGUCAGCUCUCUUCCCUUUGGAGGAGUUGGUAACAGUGGUAUGGGCUGCUACCAUGGUCGCUACAGCUUUGACCAGCUCAGCCACUUGCGCAGCUGCCUAAUCAAGCAGCUGAAGCUGGAAGGCGUGAACAGCAUGCGUUACCCCCCGCACACUGCCAAGAAACUGUCCUGGGCCCGGUUCUUUCUGCUCAAGCAGAUCAAUUUGGGCAGGCUGCGUCGCAUGAUGCUGCUGACCAUGGUGAUGGGUUUGGCAGCAUUUGUGGUGCAGAGGUUCCUGCGAUGAAGCUCAGCAGCAGCCCGUUAGACUGAAGCUGGACAGGUGCAGGUGAUCCUGGGACAGCCCCAUGGACUAAUGACCUACAGAGAAACACAGCAUUCCUCAUGUUUUAUGGUCCAUAUUACUUCACAAUCAACUGACUGACUUUUAA
This is a messenger RNA of Archocentrus centrarchus (flier cichlid), 1777 nucleotides long. Its product is annotated as aldehyde dehydrogenase family 3 member A2-like. The transcript is spliced from 11 exons. The record is from RefSeq and is a predicted model, not a curated record. NCBI's taxonomy places the organism in Eukaryota, Metazoa, Chordata, Actinopteri, Cichliformes, Cichlidae. Gene Ontology annotation, molecular function: 3-chloroallyl aldehyde dehydrogenase activity; aldehyde dehydrogenase (NAD+) activity. Gene Ontology annotation, cellular component: cytoplasm. The coding region runs from base 163 to 1632 and encodes 489 amino acids. Gene Ontology annotation, biological process: aldehyde metabolic process.